This is a messenger RNA of Cladocopium goreaui, 669 nucleotides long. Lineage: Eukaryota; Dinophyceae; Suessiales; Symbiodiniaceae. The record is from the annotation of a GenBank genome assembly.
AAACUGUGAAGAAGCCGACGCCGACGCCGCGGCCGUCCGAAGCGGUCAACCACGCCAUGCCCAGGCACCAGAAUAGCUUUGCCUGCGGCGUGGACGCGCCCGAGUUGACCGUGGAGAAGCGCGUGCGUCGCGCGGGACGACCCAAUGCGAACGGUGGAAACAAGGUGCAAAAGCAUCCUGGGAAGGUCUCCAUCAAUCCCAGCGUCCGCAUGCACGAUCCGGGGGCAUUCAGUGAAGACGAGCGCUGGUCCGACGCCGGCUGCGCCUCGGAGGAGACCACCGCCAGCGAGACGCCCGGAGGUAAGCGCGACGACACUUCGGCGCCGGGCAACGCGCAGGCUGAAAUGGACCAUUGGGACGUGGUAUCCCAAGGCAAGGCCAAGGAAGAUGAAUGGCCUUCGUUGAAGAAAAGCUGUGACCCCGAGCUGCGAGACUACGAGCUCUUCGAGACCAUGUCGCAGGUCAGCGAUAUGACGCUAGGAUCCUGGGUGGACGUGGAGGACUGUGACUCCCCCGGCCGCGCGUUGACCGCGUUGACUUUGGCCGAGCAACGCGCCGCAGCAUCCACCUGGGCGUCGCGGAUUGGUCCCAGCAACGGGCUGCCGAAGCCCAAGACGGCGCUACCCUGGGCGGGCAAGCUGCGGCCCACACCGGAGGAGAAGCCGUGCC